Messenger RNA from Priapulus caudatus, 3653 nucleotides. RefSeq names its product transient receptor potential cation channel subfamily V member 6-like. Gene Ontology annotation, cellular component: membrane. Lineage: Eukaryota; Metazoa; Priapulida; Priapulimorpha; Priapulimorphida; Priapulidae. Gene Ontology annotation, molecular function: calcium channel activity; protein binding. The record is from RefSeq and is a predicted model, not a curated record. Bases 1 to 2913 code for a protein of 970 amino acids. The transcript is spliced from 17 exons. Gene Ontology annotation, biological process: calcium ion import across plasma membrane.
AUGCUGUCAUGUGACUGCGUGUGGCGCCGGCUGAGGGAACGGGUCACCGAUGCUCCUACGAUGAUCUCAAGGGUCAGAAUCCCCAACAUGCGAGACUUCCACAUAUACCGUUUGAUAGACCAUAAAGGGGGAGGUCACCUGAUGGACACGUACCUGAAGCUGGGCAUAGAGGGAGCGAUGAGUUACCUGAGACCGUACCUGCCUGUGUACGUGUACGAGACGGAGAGCAGUGAAGCCACGGUCACCUGGGCGUCGUGGAGGAGGUGGAGAAUGGCAAGAGAAUACGCACAGUCGAGGGAGGAGUCUGCGGAAAUUGACCUGAAUUGCGAGGCUGAGCUGCCUCCCUGUGCUGCUGACAGUUGGCAGGGCAACCAGAGGUACAUGGUGUUUGAGGAACACGGCGCGUGUUGGAAGUUGGAACACCGCGGCCUGUACGGCGAAACGCUGCUGCACUUGCUUCUAGAGGGCAGCACAUGCAUUCACCUGGAGAUAGCCGAGGCGCUGCUCCGCCUCUAUCCCAGACUGAGUGUCGACAUCUAUGAACAUCCUGAGCUAUACGGUCAGAGCGCGCUUCACCUCGCCGUGUUGAACGGACAUUACGCGCUAACGAAGCUGCUCGUUAACUCCGGCGCGAGGGUCGACCAGCGAGCCAGCGGCCGCUUCUUCCGGCCCGACGACUGCAAGCUGCCGAAGCGGACCACCCCGACCGAUUACAAAGGCUGCGCAUAUUUCGGCGAGUAUCCGUUUCGGUGGCGGGUGUUUGCGGCCUGCCGCGGGGACACGCAGUGCUACGACUUGCUGUUGGAGGCAGGAGCGAACCCUGACCUGCAGGACUCGCUGGGAAACACUGUGCUCCACAUGCUCGUCAUCAUCAAACCUGGCAGGCACUGCAAGCGUGCGGCCGAUUCUAACAUAGAGAACGACGCGGGCCUCACGCCGCUGACGCUGGCCGCACACAUGGGCCGUGAGAGUCUGUUCAACGCCAUGCUGGAGCUAAACUGUGAAGAGCUGUGGCGAUAUAACAAUAUUAGCUGCUCCGUCUACCCUCUUCAUGCAAUCGACAGCAUCAGCCCGGACGGAGGGACUAAUUGGAAUUCGGCCAUCAUGAUUAUCGUGAAGGGAGAAACUAGAGAACACCUGGAAAUGCUGACUGGGGGAAUAAUCCAGAAGUUGCUCGAAGAAAAAUGGGUUACAUUUGGCAGAGCGACAUACACAAAGAAGUUGUGUCUACACAUCCUGCAUCUAUCGCUGCUCAGUAUCGCAGUAUACCUGAGACCUCACCGCGGCGUCGACGCGGCCGCCGUAACAUAUGCGACCACCUGGGUGCGCUACGUCGCGGAGGCCGGUGCAGUCCUCAGUGCCACCGCUUUCCUCUUCCUGCAGAACAUCUGGGAAAUAAAGGUCCAGGGCUUCAGCAGAUUCCUGAAGAAUCUGCACUACGCACCGUCGAAGGCGUGUUUUACCUUGUCCUCCAUCGUGCUGCUCCUGGCCGUGGUCGCACGCUUCAUGCUGUCGCCAUACAUAGAGGAUGCUCUCACUGCCGUAGCCAUUCCUGGAUGCUGGCUUUACCUGCUCUUCUUUGCAAGGAGCAUGCGGCUUACAGGGCCGUUCGUGACGAUGAUUUAUCUGAUGCUGCGAGGCGACUUGUUUCGAUUCUCUAUCAUCUAUCUGAUCCUCAACAUGGCGUUUUCACCGGCUUUCUACCUGCUAUUCCAGAGUGCAAAUAUAAUCUGUGCCAAUGACGCCACUAUGAAUGUGACGGAGUGGGACACUCUGAGUAAAACGGGCGCGAUGCUAUUCCAAAUGAUGCUGAAUUCUUUUAAGUACGAGGAGUUUUCCUGCACGCACAAGCCAGUGCUUACCAAGUUUGUCUUUGUUUCCUACAUGAUCCUCGUAUCGAUUCUCCUGGUCAACAUGCUCAUAGCAAUGAUGGGUAACACCUACCAGAGCAUUAACAGCGUUUCAGAGAAAGAAUGGAGGAGGCAGUGGGCCGCGGUGCUCCUGCUGCUGGAGAGGUCCUGCGACAAGACGACGUCUCUGCGCCACAUGCACGACUACUCCAUCGUGUUCCCCGCGGGACCGCAGCAUCCAGGGGGCGCCUCCGUCGACGCGCGAGGUCUCAUGGUCAUCAAGACGGUGGCGAAGACGCGAGCAAUGCAGCGACGCUACGCCGUGGGGAAUUGGACGAGGGUUGUCAACAUGAUCAUAUCGACCCCGGCGCGGACACCAAGAACGCGUCGCUCUCCCUCGCCCCCGCCUCCGCCGCACCAACGACAAGUGCGCAGCGUGCCGCGUGGGCGGGAGGAGAGAACGACGAAGAGGUCCACACUGAGGGCUCCGUCUGUCGGUCGUAAAAUGUUUUCAUGUCAAGCGGCGAGCGUCUCCAAAGGAAGUAUCCGGGGAGGUGACGAGGGUGCUGGGACGUGGAAGCGAGGACCAGAGGAGAGAUUCCUUGUCCAACCCGCACCAGUCGUGCAUCGAAUGUCGUUCGGCCGAUGCCACGGACCGCGCGACAUUAGUCCGCUCCGAAGGAGUUUACCUCACAUUCUGCAGUUCGUGUCACUACCGGGUGACAUCACCAGCAAUGAAUUUCUUUCCGAACAAGAAAAAUCGGACGACGUCGCCGAAAGCAACGUCAACGAGAAAAAAGACCCUUCCCACUUUUUUAUCACCACUCUCGACGAAAACGAUGGUAAAGCGACGCCCGCUACGCAAACGUUUGAGAUGAAGUCGUCACGGGCAAGCCAGGGGGAUGCGCAGAAGAACGACGCGUGUCAGCGGAAGAAGAAGAACUGCUUGCAAUUUUCGCGACUGUCACGCCACCUACAGAGAUCGUCUAAAAUCACUUGCAUAAGUAGUUUCACAGGUAAUGACUGCCAAUUGGUCCUUUCGGGAACUGAGUGUGACAAUUAAGCGACGAUAGAAGUGAAUGAUAUUUAGCACCAUCUUAAACAACAUGUCACAAACCAUGCAAUGGCAUGCAUAUAUGUAUUAUUCGUGUUUGUAUUCUUCAUCACUAUAUAUUGUUAUAUGACUCCGUGUGUUUUGUUACAGGGAUUAUUCUGUUGUGCGAUAUAUGUAAUGCUAUUCUACUGCGCAGUUGGGAAUUUAGCAUGUGCAGUGAAUUUCUGUACCAGUGCACUUGUUUUCCCUUCCCUCUCUGGCAGCUCACAGACCCAUAGCUGCCUGACAAUGUUGUGAUAGUCAGUUUGUGCAGUUAAAAUAUUUCUCUGGGUUCUUGUUUGGGCUAUUAUGUGUUGUGAGUAGUUUUUGUCACUCCAGUGAGAUGUUAGAGAACUAAGAUGUCUGAUGCAUUUUAGUUUAUCAUGUAUAACAGUUAUCGGUCGUAAACUUGUCAAUCAGUAUUUACCAACGAACUGAUAAUUUUAGAAUGCUUCAUACCUCAUUCACGUGAACUAUUAAUGAUUGAAAUAUCAUGUUGAAAUGCCAUAGAUUGGGUGUUUGUACGUGUAAUAUAUAAUUAAGACAUUUAUUUUUGCUGGAAAGCGACCCAUGGAACUACACUGUGUAUCCUAAUGCCUAUUCAAUUACGCCACCUGUUCAUAUAUAUUCUAUUUAUUUUAUCAUAUCUAUAUAAUAUAUUGUAAAUUCUCAACAGCGUUGGUUUGUGUAUAGAUUUAGGCGUCCUUGAA